GCUCAUCAGCUGAACACCCAGCUGGACAUGGAUAAUCGCCAACUUCAGAUGGAUUUGAUUCGAGAAAGGAUCCACGAUUUGCGUGAUAACCAGCAUCAGGAUUCAAUACUAAGGCAACAGAUGAAGCAGCUGAUGGAAAUACAGAAACAAAUGUUGGAAACUGACCUGGAGGGUUUAAAUCCUGAAACGAAUUCAAAAAAGCCUGAAAAUGAACCUAAAAAGUUAUUUGUGUGUCGAAUGUCACAAAAAGGUACUGGUUGGCAAGAAGCAGCCAGGAGAGAUCACAAGCAAGUCAAUAUUAAGGAAGAAGAAAAUUUCAUAGAAAAAAUAGAUAGUGAUUUUCCACAGUGGAUCUGGGAUCGUGGAUGUGGAUUUUUUCAUGACAGAGGGGCAGUGUUUGAGCUUUUAGUUCGUCUGAGAGCAGGUGAAAAUCUUCAGGUGCCUCCAAAAUAUCUUUUGAGUUCACCAGAAGAUUCAGGGACUACUUUGUAUCCAGCUAGUUCUGGUGAAACAUUUGAUAAUAAUUCUACCAAAAGCUCUAAAACUUGGGACAGCAUUUGCUCAAUAGUGUUAGAGGAAGAUUUAGAAGUUGCAUAUGAAAGUACUGGAAAUUGAACAAAUUUUCAAGAAGAUAAGAAAUCUUAUAGCCUGUUUUAUGGUUGUGCUUUGCAUUUGGAU
Molecule: messenger RNA, 678 nt
Organism: Ctenocephalides felis (cat flea)
Lineage: Eukaryota; Metazoa; Arthropoda; Insecta; Siphonaptera; Pulicidae
Exons: 5
Coding region: 28-615 (195 amino acids)
Source: RefSeq, a predicted model, not a curated record